Messenger RNA from Saccostrea echinata, 5061 nucleotides. RefSeq lists its product as uncharacterized. The transcript has 6 exons. The record is from RefSeq and is a predicted model, not a curated record. Gene Ontology annotation, molecular function: RNA polymerase II cis-regulatory region sequence-specific DNA binding; protein binding; DNA-binding transcription activator activity, RNA polymerase II-specific. Gene Ontology annotation, biological process: positive regulation of transcription by RNA polymerase II. Lineage: Eukaryota; Metazoa; Mollusca; Bivalvia; Ostreida; Ostreidae. The coding region runs from base 943 to 3975 and encodes 1010 amino acids.
CUUGCGACAGCACAUCGGAAAUUUAUUAAAAGUUUUCUUAGCAUGCUUUAUGUCAAGAGACGAAAUAUACAAUCAGAAAAGCUCUGAAACAGUGUUGUAUGAAAGUAACACGAUUUUAACGAUUUUUAAAUACUCGGAAACAAAAGAGCCUUUCGUUCCUUACUUCCGUGACUGGGUUGUUUGCCGUUCUGUAAACGAUCCUUCAUAUUAAAUGUGACUCUAUACAUGAAAGGAGAUUUUUGUAAAUUAACGAACAAGCCGAGUGAAUUUCAAUUGGAAUUCUUACGAAGCUAAAGUGCCAGGAAAAAAAAUAGGAACACGGAUACAGACGAUUACUGUGAAAUCUAACAUUGUUGAUGAGUGACAGUCGUGUAAAUUUCAUUAAGCGGAAAUAUACACAUUAUUUUGUUUGCGUUGCUGUUAUUUUUCUGCUGGAUUGUUAAUAGGCCUGUCGUUUAUUAUUUUACCUAGAAAGCUUACGUGCUUGUUCAAUUUUAUCUGAGUAGAUCUAAGAUCAUGUGACCGCGUAUAAUUACCAGUGACGGCGUUUCUUUAACAUCGAUAUCUUUAUACAGUUACGGAAACAGACCCAACUCUUAUCAAUCGCUGGAGUGCGAGAAUAUAUUGUGUGUGCUUUUAUAAUCAUAGAUUUUUAGCACAUAUUAAUGUUGUUACGAUCAGCGACGGAAUUGGAAGAUUCUUUUCUUUCUCGUUUCUUGAUGGAUUAGUAACUUUAAUGUGAGAUUCAUCUGGCCCGAUUAAAUAGUUGCCGAUCAUUAUGAAAUUGUACUAAAGCACACGAGGACGUGUUCUUCGGGGGAUUUAGAAACGAUAUCCGGGGUUGUUUGUUGAAAGCGUCGCGGCACGGCGGUCGGCUCAAUACUGACUUAAUUUUAAAGUGCGUGUCGAGCGACGCGGUAUUGGGUUAGUUUUCUCUGAACCAUGGGUCGAAAACCGUCUACGGAAAAGAAGAAAAAGGGACCAAAGAGACUGAAAAAAGGGCCUAAGCCUCUUAAAAUGGACGAUUGUGACCAGUCAUUACGAGAAUUACCGCCCAAGAAAAAGUCACGAGAUGCAGGGAAUAUUUCCGUAAUUGCAAAAAUUGAUAUGAAGGCCGUCACAGCCGAAGACGUCGUAACUCCGAAAACUCAAGAUGGUGAAGUGAUUUUGGACGUGGAAUGUGGCUCAAACAAGGCAAUAUUAUUUUUAUCAAAACUUUGUCAAGGAAGUAAAGGGCCAUGUAUAUCAUUUCAAGGAACAUGGCUUACUCCUAAUGAAUUCCAAUUUGUUAGUGGGAGGGAAACAGCAAAGGACUGGAAAAGGUCUAUUCGUCACAAUGGCAAAAGCAUCAAAUUAUUAAUGGCUAAAGACAUCUUGACCAUUACGCCAGGCAACACAAAGAGCGGGGAAUCGAUACCAAAGAAAAAAUCAAAGUUGAAUUUAGACAAGAAGAAACCCAGUGACGAAAAGGUGGGAAAUAACGAAAUGAAAAAUGACACUGAAGGAACAUUUACUGAGGUGGAAAAUAAAGAAAAUGUUCAAAUAGAAAAUAAAAGUUGCAAAGAUACAGACGAUCUGAAAAACGAAACCGUCCAGUCGGCGAUAGACGACAACAAAACAGAGGAGAGCUGGGAAGGCGGAAGUGACACGACUGAGCCAGUCGAUUACGAUUUCGACAAAUGCGGGUUUGACGAAGAAACAUCGAACAUAAUCUCAGAAUGCGACGCUAUUAAAGCCGUAGCCAAAUUAAAAACAGAAGACGUGGACCAAGCAAAAUCAAAGUCCGUCGUCUCAGAUGAAGUCACUCAGAAAAUAACUCCAUCAAACCCCGAUAAAACUCUACAGAAAGAAGGGAAUGACUCGGAGCGGAAAGCGCAAAGUUUUGAUUGUAACCACAUUUCAGCUAAAAUCAAUGGUGGAAAAAACGAGAGCAAAAGCGAAACGUGUUCAAGUGAUAACAAACCAAGAGAUAAUGAUGUUUCUGAUGAAACCAAAUGCUUUUCGACGGAAAAGGCGAAACAAAUCUCGGCCAUUCCUGUCCUGAAGAUAAAGAAAAGAAGGAUCGCUAAAAAAAAUAAGACGAAAGGUCCGGACAUAAAACAUCCCAAAAGUGUUAUGACGGAGAAAAUUAGAAAAAGAAAGCGUAAAUUGUCAGUAUCGACCCCCGAAUUUGCUAAAUAUACUGAAGGCGAGAAACUUGCGUCAGAAGAUGGCGACAGGGGAGAAAGCUACGGGAAACAGGCAGACGACAGCUUAGGACCAAGCGACAAAAACGACAACAGUGUUUCAGCAAAUGACAGAAUUAGUUGUCCUCGAGAGUCGAGACUUGGAAGCAUAAUUAAUCAACUACGAGAGAGCAAAGAAAAAAGAAAAUCGGAUAAAACUGACGACGAUGUUCCCGACGGCGAAAACAAUACAACAGAAAAAGGUAUUAAAAGAGAGCGAAAUGUUAACAUUCCUAGUAUAACAUCUGAAACAAAGGAUGCAGAAAAUGGCGGGAAGAAAAUAGGUGCAAAUCGGGAGAAAUCUCCUCGUAAACAUAAUCAAGUGAAGCGUUCGCCCUACUUCAUGAAAAAGGAAGCAAAACAAAAGUAUCUGGAAAUAUUUGAGAGAGAUACAGGGGUUUCAAGUACUCCAGGAAAAGAUGAAGCUCCAGCAAAAAACAGCCCAGAGAAUAAAACACAUCCGGAAUCCCGUGUCACGAAGGAAAAGGAAUCUACUUCCGUUUCAGGUCCAGAUCACACAAAAAGCUUGUCAGUUACCCAUACGGAGAAAAUUGACGAAAAUAGAAAUCAGUAUAAGCUAUCUAACACGUUUAGUAUUGAUAGCAUCAUAUCAUCAAGCCAAACUAUGACAAACAAAUCUCCUGCAUUUGAAUCAACGAAAAAAGCUAUACCAGCAAUUUCUAUUCCUAGCACCACCCCAUCAUCUAAAAUCACCCUCUCAGAACACAGUCCCACAGAUUAUAAUGUUUUCAGCAGAUCGCCGAAUUCUACGUCACCUAACAGAACUAAUUCACCUCUCUCACGAAAAGACCAUAUUCUUCAGAGAACUGGCAGUCCCCGGAAUGGGGUACGUUCACCACAGUCCAGUCAUACCGACCAUUAUAACGAGUAUAUGAAAACCCUUGCUGCAACGUAUUCCUUGCUACCAAGUCCAGCGUUCUAUGACCACUACUUCAGAUCUCCAGAAAUCCCUUUUCAUCCAGGAUACGUACAUCCGUAUAUGUUUCCCGCCUUCACAGAACACAGUCAUCAUCUUGAAUCAUUCGCAGCUGCGGCACGUCCGCAGACGAUCAAAUCAAAGUCAGUGACGUCACCAAAAGUCGCUUCACCGGCAGUAUUAGAUUUGACUCGAUUACCGCAUAAUAUUGCACCUCCAUUCCAUACCACAAAUAGCUCCACGACGAGUCCUGCUGUAUCAAAAAAAGCGGUAAAACGACCACCAGUGUCGUCCGAGUCAGUUUUGGAUUUAUCCGUCAAACGUCCAAAGCUUCAUUCAAAUAGCAUUUUUGACAUUCCAAAGUGCAAUAUUGAAAGUCCCUUCAAUAACAAUGCAUAUCGUCUGCAUCAAGAGCUGUAUGGCUCGGAGCGAAGCGGACACCUUCUGUCAGAUUCAAAACACGUACACCUCAGCAGUGGAAAGGUGUCGAAUCUUAAUGGAUCCUCUUGUCUUUGUGCUGAAAACAGUUCAAAGGACAUCCGAAAUUGGUCAGUUGAAAGAGUUGGACAGUUUUUGAGAAGUCUGGAGGGUUGUUCCUCCUACGUUAAGGUUUUCCAUGAAAGCAGAAUAUCCGGGAAAUACUUACCUCUCUUGACAACUGAUCAGCUGGUGCUUCAUCUCGGUAUGAAGGACAAGCCUGCCAGAAUCCUCUGUGAGGCCGUCACGAACAAGGUGCUAGAACUGCGUAAAUACUCCAUUCCAUGUGCAUACUGCAAAACGAAGAAUGACCUGCAGUCUCGUGUUUGUUUUUAGAAUGUUUAUAGUAAAAUUGUACUUUUUAGAUUUUUUUGUUUGUUUCUUUUUCUUGAAUAUUUCAAUGAUCUCUAAAAAUGGCGACAAUCGCAACAAUCAUUGUAUUACGAAAAAUGCACAAUGAAACCUUCAGUGUGGUAGAAUUUAACGUGAUAUUUGUUUAAAUGAGGAUAGACAUUGUGAUUUUGUUAGCAGUGUAGUGAUGGUGUGUGUUUUAAGAGAUUUAAGUGAAUAUUUUUGGUGCUGAUACAACAAUAGAGUGCUAAUGAUGUGGGGAAAAAAUAAAUAAGUUUUUAGAGCUCCAAUAUCAAAUUGUAAGCCUAUUUAUAAGUCGUUUUUGUCUUUUUUUAGUCGACAUUAAGGAACUUGUUUCACCUAUAAAUUCUCGAUCAAUGCUUCUUUGAUACGCGUUUAAGACAAUAAUGAACAAUUUGUAGCAGUAUCGAUUAUUGUCUUAGUUUAAUAGACUUAGAACGGUGUUCAUUACAACGGAAAUGCAAUAUCCCUAACUAAGUUUGGUCACAAUGACGCAGGUACUAUUAUUAUAUAUAUUGGCAGCAGAUAAAAUUGAAGCACGCAAAUCAUUUCCAAAUGAAAAAAAAGUUUUAUAAUUCAUUAUUUUACCUUUUAAAGGUACUGUCAUAUGUUCCGUAGCAUUUUAAAAUGUUUAAUAAAAAAAAAUUAAUAAUAAAAUUGCAUUUUCUGAUUCCUUGCAGUUUUAUUCUUAUCAUUAUUCAGAAAAAAUGAAAUCCACUAUAUACACAGUGUAUGACUAUGCAAGUAAUUAAAGGGGGAGAACCUACUUCAAAUGAAAUCCGUGUAUAGUUGUAGAGUCGUAGAUGUGUGAGAAGGAUUAAUACUAUGUUGACAUUCUUUUUGACAUAUUCCAGAUUGUUUGGAAUUUGUACCAGAACUAGUAGAUACAUGUACAUGUUGUCAUGUGUGUUAUAGUGAGCGUCAUGCUGAUAUGUUGAAAAUGUUGUGUCUUUAAUCGUAUAUGUAUAUGCAACAAAAAUUAAGUACAAAACUUGAUUGUUAUUUGACAGAAAAAACAUUGAUGUUGACAAUAAAGAUUAGAGACUAUAA